AUGGGGCCCCCGGGCAAUAGCGUCACAUGGGCUGCUCUUUACAUGCCAUCAUAAAUAAGAAUGUAAACAUAAAUGUAGACAUCAUUUGAGUGAUACCACAUAGGAUAAAAUAAUAUAAAUAAUUCUACACUGUGAGAUUACAAACUGUUCUAUGCAGGGGCGGACUGACAACUCAUGGGGCCCCCGGGCAAUAGGGGAUCAUGGGGCCCCUGUGUCCUUGCCCAAACUCAAAAAAGCCUAUGAAAAAGGUACCAGGGGCAUCUCAUGGGGCCCCCUACUGACCCCGGGCCCUCGGGCAGUGCCCGAGUUUCCAAAUGGUCAGUCCGCCCCU
Staurois parvus is the source of this 331-nucleotide messenger RNA. The record is from the annotation of a GenBank genome assembly. NCBI's taxonomy places the organism in Eukaryota, Metazoa, Chordata, Amphibia, Anura, Ranidae.